Messenger RNA from Loa loa (African eye worm), 453 nucleotides. RefSeq lists its product as hypothetical. Gene Ontology annotation, biological process: apoptotic DNA fragmentation. The record is from RefSeq and is a predicted model, not a curated record. The coding region runs from base 1 to 453 and encodes 150 amino acids. Gene Ontology annotation, cellular component: nucleus; mitochondrial inner membrane. Gene Ontology annotation, molecular function: metal ion binding; single-stranded DNA endonuclease activity; nucleic acid binding. NCBI's taxonomy places the organism in Eukaryota, Metazoa, Nematoda, Chromadorea, Rhabditida, Onchocercidae. The transcript is spliced from 3 exons.
AUGCAACAUAUUACUAGUCGACCCGUUACUGUAUCAUUAUUAACUGCUUCAUUCUUUGCUGGUUACUGUACUGACAAGUAUAUACUAAAACGUGCUAAUGCUGCCACCGCUCAGUUACCGGUAACUACAGUGCAACCACCUCAUAUUUUGACUGGACCCUCUUCAAUCUUAGAUAUUGAUCAUGUGAAAGAGCAACCAUCUCGUGCAUCUCAAAUAAUGCGUUAUGGUUAUCCCGGAUUUGAUAACUUACGCACUUUCGAAGAUUAUGUUUUAUCAUAUGAUCGUCGAAAUAGGAUAGCUCACUGGGUUGUUGAACAUCUAAGUGCAGAAAAACUAGUCUACAAUUCAUCUGUUAAUCGUUCGAAGUGCCAGUUUCAUGAGGAUCCAUCAAUUCAUCCUUACUUCAAAUCAACAAACGAUGAUUACAAGGCAUAUUUUUGCAUUCCAGGCUAG